Messenger RNA from Limanda limanda (common dab), 1006 nucleotides. RefSeq names its product fibrinogen silencer-binding protein (gene fsbp). Bases 1 to 963 code for a protein of 320 amino acids. The transcript has 2 exons. NCBI's taxonomy places the organism in Eukaryota, Metazoa, Chordata, Actinopteri, Pleuronectiformes, Pleuronectidae. The record is from RefSeq and is a predicted model, not a curated record.
AUGGCAUCGAGCUCUGUGUUUCUGUCCAGCGCGGUGGGCAAAGCUCGCUCCUCCAACUUCACCCUCUCUGAGAAACUGGACCUGUUGAAGCUGGUGCGUCCUCACAUCCGCAUCCUGGAGGAGCACACCAACAAGCACGCCGUCAUCGUGGACAAGAACAAGUGCUGGGACACCGUGGCCGAACUGUACAACGCCUUAGGAGGGGACAGACCCCAUCGCACGGCCCAGGGCCUCAGGACCCUCUACAAGAGGCUGAAGGAGUCGGCCAAGCAGGAAGUGAUGCAGCGGAGACACGCCCAGCCCGAGUACCGAGCCAGCAUCUCUGAGCCAACCAGGAGAAUCAUGGAGAUGAUCCCUCACCUGUUUCACCACGUGCCCAUCCAUGAAAAGGACCAGGCACUGCGCAGAUUAAUAUACAGCAAGCACAACUCUUCCCUGGAGCACCCUGGCAGCAGCUCCUCUCUGGCUGAACUCCAGGAUUACUCAGCAGCUGUCCCCAGUAUCCCCCAUGAGGUGAUCCAGCUGAACCCUGAGGAGGAUGUUAAGCCACCGCCAGGACUCCCCAUUCUCUCCACGCACGCCGGGCCGGGGCUGGACGGCGGCCAGGAGCAGGACGGGGAGCCGGACUUGGACAGCGUGCAGGAUUACGAAGCAUCCCUGUCCCCUACGUCCUCUUCCGUGAACCUCCCCCUCUCCCCCUCGCCGCUGCCCUUACGGCACGACCUCUACCAGAACGACAUUUACCCCCACCACGAGCCCGACAGGUUUCGCCCUCUGCAGCUGGCCAAAGAGGAGCACGAGCUGGUGUUGGCCAAUCACAGGAAGGUGGCCGUGUUCCUGGAGGAGAAACGAGAGGGGCUGAAGAGGAAGCAGGAGCUGGAGGAGGAGCUGCUGAGAGCCAAGAUCAAAGUGGAGAAACUGAAGGCUGCUAGACUGAGACAUGGGCUGUCCAUUCCUCUAUAACAAGCACGAACACACACAUCUUUGAGCUGUGUCGGAAAGAGAG